This is a messenger RNA of Entamoeba dispar SAW760, 1047 nucleotides long. RefSeq names its product growth hormone-regulated TBC protein, putative. The transcript has a single exon. Bases 1 to 1047 code for a protein of 348 amino acids. The record is from RefSeq and is a predicted model, not a curated record. Lineage: Eukaryota; Evosea; Mastigamoebida; Endamoebidae.
AUGUGUAAUUUAUUGGAGAAAUAUAAUAUUAAAGAGUCAAAUGAAUUUAUAGUACCCAGAACACCUGAAGGAUAUAAUAGAUAUGGAUUUAGUACUCUUACCAAAGGAAUUGAUUAUACGUCUCAAUGUGAAAUGAUAACUUCUUCUCAAAAAUUAAAGGAAGAAACAAGAACUGUUAAAUGGAAAAAAAUGUUAGAACAAUGGAAAUGUGAUGGAAAAAUACCAAAAAAAUUAAAACGUAGAGUAUAUAAGGGGGUUCCUGUAGAAUGUAGAAAAGAAUAUUGGAAUCUUAUUAGCAAAUCUUUUCAAAGUAAACAACAAAGAAAUGAAUGUCUUAAUACUCUUUUUUUCUCAACCAAAGAAAUUCAUGAUGAUAAUCAAAUUGAUUUAGAUGUUAAAAGAACGCUUGGGUAUCAUUAUUUAUUUAAAGAUAAUUAUGUUAUGGGUAAAAGAGAAUUAUUUCUUAUCUUACGUGCAUUGUCACAAGAAAUUCCAGAAGUAGGUUAUACUCAAGGAAUGUCUGAUUUAGCAGGAAUAAUAUUUUCUAUUGUCCAACAACGAAAUGAUACAUUUGAUUUAAUGACUACAAUGAUUACAAAUGAGAGAUAUAAUUUACAGUCUUGUCUUAAAACAGGGUUUCCUGGAUUAAUUGAGUGUGAAAAAAUACAUAAUAUGUUACUUAGAAAUAUUCAUCACUCAAUAUAUAACCAUUUAAUCUUUUUAGGAUAUGAAGAAGUUCAAUGUCCAGGAUUUCUUUUUGAGUGGUAUAUGGUUUGGUUUUGUAGAAUUCUUCCUUGUGAUUUUUGUUAUGCAAUUAUUGACUUAUGUUUAUUAUAUGGACAACAAGCAAUUUAUACUAUUGCAAAUACAGUGUUACAUUAUUUAAAAAAAGAUUUAUUAAGUUGUGAAGACAUAAGUUCUGCUCUUCAAAUUUUAAAAAACCCCUCAAAAUCAUUAUUGAGUUAUACCAAAUGUUCUCAAUUUAUACAUCAAUGUUAUAAAUACAGAAUUAAGUCUCAAACGAUAAAUGAUUGGAUGAAUGCUUAA